This is a messenger RNA of Magnusiomyces paraingens, 888 nucleotides long. RefSeq lists its product as uncharacterized. The record is from RefSeq and is a predicted model, not a curated record. The coding region runs from base 1 to 888 and encodes 295 amino acids. The transcript has a single exon. Gene Ontology annotation, cellular component: nucleolus. NCBI's taxonomy places the organism in Eukaryota, Fungi, Ascomycota, Dipodascomycetes, Dipodascales, Dipodascaceae. Gene Ontology annotation, biological process: ribosomal large subunit assembly; rRNA processing. Gene Ontology annotation, molecular function: rRNA binding.
AUGUCUGCCAUAUACAAGUCUCUGUCUAAAGGAUCUUCUUCUAAUAAUGAUGAGUCCAAUAAUACUAACUCUUCUGAAUUUAAGAACCGCCAGCGUGUGCUCAUCAUCUGCUCGCGGGGGACUACCUUUCGUCACAGACACCUGGUCAACGAUCUGGCAAGCAUGAUGCCCCAUGGCCGUAAGGAAGCCAAGUUUGAUCACAAGUCUCAGCUUCAAGAACUCAAUGAAGUUGCUGAACUCUACAACUGCAACAAUAUUUUGUACUUUGAGGCACGCAAGCAUCUCGAUCUUUACAUGUGGCUGUCUAAGGCCCCCAACGGCCCUUCAGCCAAAUUCCACGUCCAAAACAUGCACACCAUGGAUGAACUCAACUUUACCGGUAACUGUCUCAAGGGCUCGCGUCCCAUUCUCUCUUUUGACAAGACCUUCGACACUACUCCAGAGUAUCAACUCCUUAAAGAAAUGUUCCUCCAUACUUUUGGCGUCCCACCCAAGGCUCGCAAGUCCAAGCCCUUCAUUGAUCACGUCCUUACUCUUAGCAUAGUCGAUAACAAAAUCUGGUUCCGCAACUACCAAAUCGCUGAAAAAACCCCAGACACUGCCGCAGAUAAGCGUGCUGCUGGUGAAGACGAGACUGAGCUCAGUCUCGUUGAAAUUGGCCCCCGUUUUGUCCUGACCCUCAUCACCAUCCUCGAAGGCUCUUUUGGUGGCCCAGUCAUUUACGAAAAUAAGGAGUACGUUUCGCCAAAUGCUGUCCGUGCCCAACUCAAGGCUCAAGACAAGGCUAAGGCUGAGGCCCGCGACUCUGCUGCGCUGCAGCGCCGCGUUCUGCAGCGUGAAAACGCGCUGGCUGAGGAUCCUCUUUCACAAAAGGCUGUGUUCAAAUAG